AUGAGUUCCCUAAAGCCCGCAUCUUCACCGACAGCCGCUGAUAAACCAAUUCCAGACAACGACAGUGUGCGAUCAAAGAACCGAACCGUUUCCAAACGCACGCUCCACAACGAUUUGGAUGAACUCGGUGUGGACGGCGGGGACGAGGAUGCGAAUGAGGAUGGCUGUGUAGUGACUAAUAGAAAACCAACACCACCACCACCAUCACCAUCACCAUCACCACCACCACCACCACCAACAACAACGCAACAACUGCAACAACACAGACCAAAUUUACCACCACCGGUUGUCAUUCAUCGAAGACGUUUUGGCUUACCCGAAUCCAAUGAGAAUAUCUCCCCUGAACCUACAUUACCUCCUGGCUCGGCCGAGGAUGAUAUGGCUCGAUCGCAAUCAACAAAAUCUCAGCCACGUGUCCAGAGGCAAGAACAAAAAACCCACCAACUUGAUCGAUCCAAAUCAAACUCGUUAUCAACCAAUCCGGAACUGAUAGGUUCCAAUCUCAUUCACCCGGACGAGUCGCGAACCUAUGCGAUGUCCUGUCUACCGGAAGUACCUGACUCGGGAUCGGGGAAAACAAUGCCUGCGACCAGCACCAUCACUACUUCCAGUACAACAGAGAGUACCAGUGGGAGUGAGAAUGGUGCAACCGCAGUGCCGAGUGAGAAUCAACCAAUCAAUUUCUCCGUUCCACUACGUUGUACACCGAGUAGCUUGGGGACCAAUGAAAAUGCCAAUAUGCCCCGAGCGGAACAUCGUGGGGUCUAUCGAUCACACAGUAAAGGGAAUUCCGAGACCCAAGGAAUGGCUUCUAUUCGUGGUUGGGAGGCCGAAGAAGAGAAUGACCCCUUACAUGUGCAAACACAACGUCCGACUUCACGUUGGGCUCAACAAGGUUCGCGGGAACCAUCCAGAAACAGGGUUUACUCCAAGGAACGACCAAUUUAA
Molecule: messenger RNA, 948 nt
Organism: Echinostoma caproni
Lineage: Eukaryota; Metazoa; Platyhelminthes; Trematoda; Plagiorchiida; Echinostomatidae
Source: the annotation of a GenBank genome assembly